GUCUGUUUGUCUUCGAUAGAAUAAGAUAUUAGCCAUUGUAAUUCCAUGGCAAAAUAAAACAAAACCCAUUUCUUGGAACCAUUUUAACACUUUUCUUGCCCUUCUCACUCACCCCACUAGGAGACAAAUCUGAGCCCAAUGUUUGUCUUUGCUAAGGCAUGUUUGGAUUCUUGCAACCUUAGGGAAUAUUUUAAACCCUCGAUUCCCCAUCCACCCAACGUCAAGACAAACACACCACUCUAAACACAACACACAAACCUUAACCUUUGAACUCUGUUCUUGCGUUUGUUUACUUGAGUGAUCAAACAAACACACACCUUCUAGAGUUUCCACACACACAAACGACAGUUUUCGGAACAUAAAGACAGAAACAACCGAACCAAGACUCUCACCAAUUCCUCACUCCAUCCACUAACCACUCAACGACAACAAAACAAUAAAGACAAGAGAACCCCUUCACGCAUUCUCUUCUCUUCUUCUUCCCAUGAACCACUCCUUCAAUCUGCUUCUUCUGCUGCAUCGCUCCAAACUUUCAAUUUCACUCUCAAACAAACUCAUUCGGAAUGUUCACACCACCAAGCUUCGCCAUUUUCAAGGGGCUUCUUUUCCUCUCUUCUUCAAUUGCAAAACCCAUCAGCGGUUUCGGUUUUCCUUCAUCAAUUCUCAAAAUGCGGUUUUUGUAGGAUUUUUCUAUCGGUUUCGUUUCUCAUCACCGCUUCCUUACUUUGCUCCGUAAAUAUUUCCUGAAAUUCGUCGGAAAAGUCCCUUUAAUGCAUUCAUGACAUCGUGAUUUUUUCGCUUGCAUUGUUAGUUCUAUAACUCAGGUUUUUGUUCAUACCUUGGGGAGGUUUGGUUUCAUCAAACCUGUGUGCCUCUUGAUAAUUAUUACCAUUCUACCAUCUCUUCCUGGGCUAUAUAAGAUUGUUGUGGUUGGGUUCAUGGAAUCCGUGUUCCAAGAAGAAGGUUCAUCUUCUGUAACUUCUUCGCCCCUUCAGUUCUUUUCCAUGAUGUCUCUUUCACCUGGCAUAGGAUCCCCCUAUCCCUGGCUUAGAGAACUGAAAUCUGAGGAAAGGGGUUUGUGUUUGAUCCAUUUGUUGAUCAGUUGUGCCAAUCAUGUGGCUAAUGGUAGUCUCGAGAACGCAAACAUGUUGCUUGACCAGAUUUCCCAGCUUGCUUCCCCUGAUGGGGAUACUAUUCAGCGUGUUGCUGCAUAUUUCACCCAAGCACUCGCUGAUCGGAUACUGAAAUCAUGGCCUGGCCUCCACAGGGCACUCAAUUCCACCAGAAUAGCCAUGGUGUCUGAUGAAAUUCUUGUUCAUAAGCUCUUUUUCGACCUUUUCCCGUUCCUGAAGAUGUCCUAUAUUCUGACAAAUCAGGCCAUUGUUGAGGCCAUGCUGGGGGAGAAAAUGGUGCAUGUGAUUGAUCUCAAUGCUAAUGGACCAGACCAGUGGAUUGCGCUCCUCCGUGUUCUGAGUGCACGCCCUGGAGGCCCUCCUCAUUUGAGAAUCACCGGUGUGCAUCACCAGAAAGAGAUUCUGGAUCAGAUGGCUCAUAAACUCACUCAAGAAGCAGAAAAAUUGGAUAUUCCAUUCCAGUUCAACCCUGUUGUCAGCAAGAUAGAAAAUCUUGAUUUUGACAAACUUCGUGUGAAAACUGGGGAGGCACUGGCAAUUAGUUGCAUUCUGCAGUUGCAUUCCCUCUUGGCCUUGGAUGAUGAUGCCUCGAGGAGAAGAUCUCCUCUUUUUUGGUCGAACAAUUCAAAUGCAAAUGCAAAUGCAAUUCAACUGCAGAGAAUCCUGCAGAUGAACCAAAACACACAUUUGGUUGAAAAGGAUAUGGUUCACGGCUAUAGCCCAAGUCCAGAUUCAGCCUCAGCCUCGGCCUCGGCCUCAUCCUCGCCCGGUUCUUCAUCUGCAUCGAUGAAAUCUGAGAGCUUUCUGAAUGCCUUGUGGGGGUUAUCACCAAAGAUCAUGGUUGUGACGGAGCAAGACUUCAACCACAACAGUUCAAACCUGAUGGAGAGGCUGCUAGAAUCUCUGAAUUCAUAUGCUGCAUUGUUUGAUUGUUUGGAAUGCACUGUGUCCAGGGCAUCCUUGGACAGAAUGAAGAUCGAGAAGAUGCUUCUGGGUGAGGAAAUCAAGAACAUCGUAGCUUGUGAGGGAGCUGAAAGAAGGGAAAGGCAUGAAAAGAUGGAUAAGUGGAUCCAGAGGCUUGAUUCAUCUGGUUUUGCAAGCGUGCCUUUAAGCCGUCAAGGUUUGACUCUGGCAAUGAGGUUCAUGGAGAACUAUGGUUGUAAUGGGUACAGAAUGAGAGAGGAAAAUGGCUGUGUGAUCAUUUACUGGCAGGACCGUACCUUGUUUUCUGUGACAGCAUGGAGAUCAAGAAGGUGAGGUAAGAAGAUUCUUGAAGCAUCAUAAAGAAGAACAAGAAUAGUGAUGUAGUGAUGAAUAAGUUUUUCUUUUCUUUGUUUCUAAUUGUAUGAAAGAGUUUUACCAAUAUAUAUGGUUUCGUCUAGUGAUGAAGAUCAAUUCAGAGAUACUAAACUCUCAGAAGAGGGAAAUGGAAAAGUGUGAGAGAGAGAGAGUGAAACAAUUAUCUCUAGUUGUGUCCACCAUUCCAUUGUUUAGUUCUGUGUUCAUUUUGUUCUUCACUAAUCCCUAUACUGUAACCUCUCUGUUGUGUAAGACCUAAUAUAAGUUUCUUUUUAGCUCAAAUUUUGUGUUGAAA
Molecule: messenger RNA, 2727 nt
Organism: Vigna unguiculata (cowpea)
Lineage: Eukaryota; Viridiplantae; Streptophyta; Magnoliopsida; Fabales; Fabaceae
Product: scarecrow-like protein 3 pseudogene
Source: RefSeq, a predicted model, not a curated record